UUUUUUUCUUUCUUUCUUUUCUCUUCUCUUUUUUCUUUUUCCAUCAUCUCUACUCCAUCCUUCUGAUCCUCCCUCAUUCCAUAUUUCUAAUCAUCAUUUGCCCUCACACAGCACCCCUUGCUAACUCUAUACUUUUUUCAACUUCACCCCCUCAGCUCAUCUAAUCCUUCAUCUAUUCUUUCUCACUUUUACUUCCACACUACAUUCUUAUAACCAUGGCUAGCGAAGUUCCUCUCCCAAUGACCCCUCCUACUUCCAAGCCCGCGAUCAGUGGCCCUCUUCGCAAGAAAUUGCAAGGCUAUGUCGGCUUUGCCAACCUCCCUAACCAGGUCCACCGCAAGUCCGUGAAGAAAGGCUUCAACUUCACCAUCAUGGUUGUUGGUGAAUCUGGUCUUGGCAAGUCAACGCUCGUCAACACCUUAUUCAAUGCCCCUCUUUACCCUCCCAAGGAGCAUGUUCCUCUUUCAGAUGAGAGUCCCAAGACCGUUAGCAUCCAAGUCUUGAGCACCGAUAUUGAGGAGAAUGGCGUCCGCUUGAAGCUUAAUGUUGUUGACACCCCUGGCUUUGGUGACUUUAUCAACAACGAAGAAAGCUGGAAGCCCAUCUUGGAGACCAUUGAGAGCCGGUUUGACGCAUAUCUUGAGCAGGAGAACAGAGUCAACCGCAGCAAAAUCACUGACACCCGUGUUAAUGCCUGCUUAUAUUUCAUUGCCCCUACUGGUCAUUCUCUCAAGUCUCUUGAUAUUGAGUUCAUGAAGCGUCUUCACAACAAGGUCAACUUGAUCCCCGUCAUUGCCAAGAGUGAUACCAUGACUAAUGAGGAGAUCACCGCUUUCAAGGAGAGAAUUCUUCUGGAUAUUGCUCAUCACGAUAUCAAGAUCUAUCACGCUCAGCAUUACGACUGCGAUGACAUCGAAACCAUCAAUGAAACCAAGGAUGUCAUGAGCAAGAUCCCUUUUGCAAUUGUUGGCUCUGACAGGCUCGUUGAGACUUCUGAUGGCCGCCAGGUUCGUGGUCGUAAAUAUCCAUGGGGCAUCAUUGAGGUCGAUAAUGAAGAGCACUGCGACUUUGUUAAGCUUCGUCAGAUGUUGAUCCGCACGCACAUGGAGGAACUUCGUGAGUUCACAAAUGACAUUCACUAUGAGAACUACCGCACAGAGAAGUUGCUUGCCAUGGGCUAUCAGCAGGACAACACUGUCUUCAAGGAGGUAGAUCCUUUGGCCAAGUUGGAAGAGGAACGCGCUCUGCAUGAAGCCAAGCUGAUCAAGAUGGAGCAGGAUAUGAAACAUGUCUUCCAACAGAAGGUCCAAGAGAAGGAAGCCAAGUUGACACAGUCCGAAGCCGAGCUCUAUGCCAAGCACAAGGAGAUGAAGGACGCACUUGAAAAACAACGUCUGGAUUUGGAAGAGAAGAAGAGGCGGAUCGAGCAGGGCCGUCCCCUCACGCCAGAGAAGACCAAGAAGAAGGGCUUUGGCUUUGCUACCAAGUAAAAAAAACAACAACAGCAACAACAACAAC
Molecule: messenger RNA, 1518 nt
Organism: Lobosporangium transversale
Lineage: Eukaryota; Fungi; Mortierellomycota; Mortierellomycetes; Mortierellales; Mortierellaceae
Product: Septin-domain-containing protein
Exons: 7
Coding region: 216-1490 (424 amino acids)
Biological process (GO): cytoskeleton-dependent cytokinesis
Cellular component (GO): microtubule cytoskeleton; cell division site; septin complex
Molecular function (GO): molecular adaptor activity; GTPase activity; GTP binding
Source: RefSeq, a predicted model, not a curated record